Molecule: messenger RNA, 1871 nt
Organism: Ochlerotatus camptorhynchus
Lineage: Eukaryota; Metazoa; Arthropoda; Insecta; Diptera; Culicidae
Product: scoloptoxin SSD14-like
Exons: 4
Coding region: 145-1854 (569 amino acids)
Biological process (GO): glutathione catabolic process
Cellular component (GO): plasma membrane
Molecular function (GO): glutathione gamma-glutamate hydrolase
Source: RefSeq, a predicted model, not a curated record
CGUCAUUUACGUCUAUAUUUGCACUACCCAGUCGAAGUCCGUCGUCAUCGUCGCCGUUUAGUCGCGUUGUGCCGUUGAAGUUCAAACAGCGAGAUUCAAGAUAGCUCGAGUGUAUUGACUUCGUUGUUUGUCAGCGGCAGAGGAAUGGUCAGCCGGACAGAACUAACAACGUUGGUCGGCGUUGCAGCUGUGGUAAUUGCUGUGUUCUUUGUGAUCAAUAAAAAUGGAAAACCUGGUUCAGAUCACCGUCGUGUUGGGGCAGUGGCAUCCAAUGCUUACGAAUGCGCUUCGGUGGGAGCGGAUAUUCUUCGCCAAGGUGGAUCAGCGGUGGACGUAGCCAUAGCUAUGAUGUUCUGUGAAGAAGUGGCCUGUCCGGAGAGUGCUGGUAUGGGUGGAGGAUUUCUGCUGACGUUCUACCAUCGGGACACGGGGAAGGUCGAAGUGUUCGAUGCUCGUGAGAUUGCUGCACAGGCCGCUACGCAAGAUAUGUUCGUCGAUCACAAGAAUGGUACAGCUCAUGGUGGUUUGGCUAUUGCAACUCCCGGAGCAUUGAAGGGCUAUUGGGUAUUGCAUCAACGGUAUGGGAAAUUGCCAUGGAGAAGGUUAGUGGAGCCCUCGGUUGAGCUUUGCUACAGCGGACACACCGUUGAUCCGUACAUGGCACAGGCCUUACAGGAACGGAAGGAGAAAGUUUUGAAUACCCCAUCUUUGCGAGAGAUAUUUGUCAAUCCGGAAACGGGAGAUGUUUGGAAGCAGGGUGAUCGAUUCAGAAGGCCUCAUUUCGCCGAAACGCUCAAAGUAGUUGCGGAUGAAGGAGCCGAUGCGCUGUACUCUUCUAAAGGAAGUCUGCUUCCGAAGCUAAUGGGCGAUUUGAAAGAGUUUGGCAGUGUCAUUACAAAGGAAGACUUUUACAGCUAUGAACCUCGUUGGUUAUCUCCGGUGUCUACUAAGCUGCGCGACGGGAACACGGUUUACUGUGCUGCAUUACCUGGAGGUGGAACGAUCCUUAUCCAUAUGCUGAACGUCCUCGAUGGUUUUCGAGAUCUUAGCCCGAAUGAUCCAGUAACAUGGCAAAGGGUGGUGGAGACCUUCAAGCAUGCCUACGGUAUUCGAACCAGAUUGGGAGACCCUCCUUUUGUUAAAGGGAUCGAUGAUCUUAUUCGUAAUCUCACUAGCAAAGACUACGCUGACCAAAUUAGAGAUAAAAUGUAUGAUGACAAAACUUUCACAAAUUACGAUUACUACGGAGCAGAUUUUACGACACCGGAAGAUCACGGAACGGCGCACGUCUCGGUAUUAGCUCCAAAUGGAGAUGCAAUAGCCGUUACCAGUACCAUCAAUGAUUACUUCGGUGCCCAUCUGCGAUCACCUAAAACUGGAAUUAUCUUGAAUGGAGAAAUGGACGACUUCUCCACACCCGGCGUCAUUAAUAUCUUUGGAGUUCCGGCGUCCCCAGCGAACUAUAUCGCUCCCGGGAAGCGUCCGCUUUCGUCCAUGUCCCCCACUAUUGUGGUUGAUCGCAAAGGAGACGUACGCUUGAUCGCAGGAGGUGCAGGUGGAACGAGAAUUACCACGGCAACGCUACAGGUGAUCCUUCGCAAGAUUUUCUUCGGACAGGAUCUACAGGCGGCAAUGGACGGCUACAGAGUGCAUCACCAACUGGCCCCGAUGCAGGUGGAAUACGAGGGAGCAGUGGACGAUAGAAUUAUUGAAGGACUCAAGGCUCGAGGGCAUGCGAUGAAGAAAGUCCAACGGGUUGCUACGAUGACUGCAGUGGCGAGGGAGCACGAUGGAAGGGUUACGGCAGCUUUCGAUCCCAGAAGGCCAGGCAGUGUGGAGAUUGUUGAAUUUUAAAAUCAAUGACGCGUUAG